Molecule: messenger RNA, 378 nt
Organism: Caenorhabditis angaria
Lineage: Eukaryota; Metazoa; Nematoda; Chromadorea; Rhabditida; Rhabditidae
Source: the annotation of a GenBank genome assembly
AUGAUGAUAAUUUUUCUAGCAGUUUUUAUGACAUUACUAUCUUUGUUAGAAGGAAUCCGUUCGGAUGAUGAAAUUGUUUUUGAAAGAAUUGACCAUUCUAGAGAUGAUGAGGUUAUUUUCACUAGACAAACUACUCCGAUGACUACUGUAGAACUCCUGAAGAUGGAAACAACUUCAGCGAAAACACUUUCAUUUACAACUCAAGGACCACAACUCCCGAAGUUUGAAACCACUUUAUCUAAUACACUGUUACGAACAACUACAGUACCAAAUCCAACCACAAGAUGUACAAAAUCGUUUUGUCCGAAUGUGAAAGUCGGAGGUUCUCUGAUAUCAGGAGCAGGAAAUUUCAGACCAGGAUAUGUAUCAUUUCACUAA